Messenger RNA from Aspergillus tanneri, 3630 nucleotides. It is a transcript of the gene pex1, whose product is annotated as AAA family ATPase peroxin 1. The record is from RefSeq and is a predicted model, not a curated record. Gene Ontology annotation, biological process: protein import into peroxisome matrix. Gene Ontology annotation, molecular function: ATP binding; ATP hydrolysis activity. The transcript is spliced from 4 exons. Gene Ontology annotation, cellular component: peroxisome; peroxisomal membrane; cytosol. Bases 1 to 3630 code for a protein of 1209 amino acids. Lineage: Eukaryota; Fungi; Ascomycota; Eurotiomycetes; Eurotiales; Aspergillaceae.
AUGGCGCCCCGAAAACCCUCCACGACGGCGGAAGUCACUCUGGUUCCGUUAAAGAACUGUCUGGUGAACUUGCCGCCAUCUUUGACCGCACUGCUGGUCAAUGCUAAUACUACCGCGCAAAAUGUAAUUGUUGAGUUACAAUACCGAUCCACAACUGGCAAGACCAAUGGCAAUUCUGCGCAACGCUCCUGCUAUCUGGGAUGGUCCGGAAUGGCGAGCAAGCGAAAGCUUGCGCCGAUUGUUGGAAGGGAUGGUAUUAGUGGCGGUUCUUCUAGAGAACAAGAUCUCUCUACGGUCGAGCUCGAUACUACAUUCGGUAGACUUCUAGGCUUGUCUGAUGGGCAGAAGGCCUGGAUAUUCAUUCACUUGGAUCCUCCAGAGGCCCAUACAAUUAAUAUUGAGCCGCUAACCCCCGAAGAUUGGGAAAUCAUCGAACUUCACGCAACGUUUCUGGAGCUGAAUCUUUUAUCGCAAAUCCGAGCUCUGCCCAACCCCACUUAUAGUACAACAGAAGCUGAACAUAUGCACCCUCUUACGUUACAUCUUUCUCCAACCUCGACCGCCAAUAUCGUCGUUACAUCGCUCACUCCUGUCCCACCCAGCACUUCGUCUUUCACAAAGAUCGCUCCAGACGCCGAGGUUAUCGUUGCUCCAAAGGUGCGGGCCAAGUCAACACGAGGAUCUCGUGGUGACAGCCGAAGCGUCAACGGGAGCAGCCGAAGAAGUGCCGGGGGACGAAGCAGCGGAAGCACGGUACGACCGAAGAGUCGAUCAGACUCCACCAGCAGAGGGUCUCUCUAUUUCAGGGGUGUUGACCGUCAAUUGUCUGGGCAAUAUUUUGACGAAGAGUUCGAGGGUGACAAUAACGAGGGCUUCCGUGUUUGGAUUGAUCCGGACAUGCUUGCUAGCAACGAGCUACGCGGGGCCAGCUGGGUGUGCGUCACCGUCAUUCAACCUGCUGGACUGAAGCCGCCACCCGAUCCUCAACAACAACUGAAUCAGGCCGAGCAAAAAUCAAAUGACGCCGGCACGCCUGCUUCCAAACUGGUGGCUAAAUUGACACCGUGGAUCGAUGCCCCGGAUAACCAACACAUCGCCUUGUCAUCUCUUCUCUGCUCUUCUUUGGGCGCCGAGAACAUGGUUGGUGGCAUUGUUCGGAUCGAGGCAGCACCUCCACCGUUGCAGCGAUCUGCGGUGAAGUCUCUCAAAGUAUACCCCUUCGUGUCUGAUGCGUCGAAGAAGAAAGAUGGACUCAAGUUUGGUGCCGACAGUACGGCCGCGAAAGAUGCAUUGGCCGAACGUAUUAAGGUGAUAUAUGGCAGCACUGGGACAGACAAAGGGGUAUUGUCGGGUCCCUUAACAGAUGGAAUGAUCCUGCCUAAAGCUGAUAGCCAGGCGGUGUCUACAUUUGACGGCGCGAUUAUUCGAUUCGAUCCUCCACUGAAAAACGCAUCUGAAACGUCCAAACCUCCUCUUGGGUGGCUUUUGGGAUCGGAAGCUAAGCUAUCCCUCACAAUACAGUCUGAGAUACCGAGACCUAUUGAUCAAGGUUCGUCUGCUUUACCAACAGACGAACCAAUCCCCUCCAUCGCCCCAGCAAUGGUGGGUAUCGAUCGAAUUAUUUCGCAGUCCCUUGAAAAUCUGACAAAGUCAUCUUCUAUUUUAAUAACUGGUGGUCUCGGGUCGGGAAAGACAGCUCUGAGCCAUCUUUUGGCGCACCGAGUCCGGAAGGAGAACCUCUGCAACGUGAAAUACUUUUCUUGCCGGAAGCUUGUCACGGACGAGACUCGAAUCUCCAAUAUUAAAGAAACUUUGAAUCGCCUAUUCAUGUCUGCUUCCUGGAGUGCUCGUCUUGGCGGACAGUCGGUCGUGGUCCUAGAUGAUCUUGAUAAACUAUGUCCGGUAGAGACGGAACUACAGGUAGGAGGCGACAAUGGCCGCAGCCGCCAAAAUAGUGAGGUGAUCUGCUCAAUGGUCCGCGAAUAUUGCUCCAUGAACUCUCCAGUGGUACUGCUAGCAACAGCACAGUCGAAGGAAUCACUAAACAACGUCAUAAUUGGAGGCCAUGUUGUCCGUGAGAUUAUUCACCUGGGAGCUCCAGACAAGGAAGGGCGACGAAAAGUGCUGGAGCAAUUGACAAGCCAAGACAGAGAAGCUAGUGUUUCGAUGAACGGACAUGCGCGGAGUGAGAGCGCGUCUACUCAGGACUCCUGGUUGGAUCCGUCAAACCCCGGCAGUCGCCCCAGCUCCGCUGGGGCAGAUGGCUUCGUGCUCACGCGGGAUGUCGACUUUCUUGAAUUGGCUGGCAAAACAGAUGGGUAUAUGCCUGGAGACCUGGUCCUGUUGGUCGCUCGUGCUCGAAACGAGGCUCUGAUACGUUCUGUCCAAGACCCCUUGGCAGCCUCGAGAGUGAUCACGCUUGGGUUCCAAGACUUUGAAAAUGCCAUCAAGGGCUUUACCCCCGCGUCGCUUCGUAAUGUUACUCUCACGUCAUCCACAACUACAUUUUCUACCAUUGGCGGUUUGCACGCCACUCGAAAAAUGCUACUGGAAACGCUGCAGUACCCCACUAAGUACGCCCCAAUCUUUGCGCAGUGUCCCCUCCGUCUGCGCUCAGGAUUGCUGCUCUAUGGCUUCCCUGGCUGUGGAAAGACCCUCCUGGCCAGUGCAGUUGCGGGUGAGUGUGGCCUGAACUUCAUCAGUGUGAAGGGACCGGAAAUCUUGAAUAAGUACAUUGGCGCGAGUGAGAAGAGCGUGCGUGAUCUGUUCGAAAGAGCCCAGGCCGCCAGACCCUGUGUCCUAUUUUUCGACGAGUUUGACAGUAUAGCACCCAAGCGUGGCCAUGAUUCUACCGGUGUUACCGACCGUGUGGUCAAUCAACUCCUUACGCAAAUGGAUGGUGCAGAAGGAUUGUCGGGUGUUUACGUCCUCGCCGCCACGUCUCGGCCCGAUCUUAUUGAUCCUGCGUUGCUGCGUCCGGGACGAUUGGACAAGUCUUUAAUCUGCGAUAUGCCGAACGAGUCGGACCGGAUCGAUAUCAUCCGGGCAGUAAGUAAGAAGCUGAUGAUGGAUGAGGAGGUCACGGCUCGCUUGGACGAGGUGGCCGCCAGAACUGAAGGCUUUUCCGGGGCUGACCUCCAGGCGGUGGUCUACAACGCUCAUCUGGAAGCCGUCCAUGAUGCCCUCGGCGACCACUCGACGGACAAACCAGCGGCGAAAAGCAACAACACCAAGCAGUCGUCGACCGGCACCAGCACCAAGUCCUUCAUCCAGUUCCUGUACUCCACAUCUGAACAGAAUAGCUCGGUCUCCAUGCCGUCACAUGCCGCUGUCGCAUCAAAACUCGACGCGAUCAAGAGCGCCCGACGGCGCCAGCGGCAGAUAGGACAAGCGACGACAAACACCGCUGCGCCCGCCACCAACGACGUUAGCCAGAAUGAACCCCGCGAAGAGAUCGUUGUCCGCUGGGAACAUAUGGAACGAUCACUAGCCAGCACCCGCAGUUCCCUCAGUGAGGCCGAGCGGAGACGACUGCAGGCAAUAUACCGCGAGUUCGUGGUGGGCAGAAACGGAGAGAUGCCCAGUGGUGAAGCCGGGCGAGAGAUUGGGGGACGAACUAGUUUGAUGUGA